Orbicella faveolata is the source of this 1025-nucleotide messenger RNA. RefSeq names its product putative skeletal organic matrix protein 5. NCBI's taxonomy places the organism in Eukaryota, Metazoa, Cnidaria, Anthozoa, Scleractinia, Merulinidae. The record is from RefSeq and is a predicted model, not a curated record.
CUCUACGCCGACAAAAUGAUGGUGUGUAACCUGAUUCAGGAUUCGCAUGUUAACGAAGCUAUUACCAAGUUGGAAGCGAAACUUGAAACUCUGAUUGCGUUAGUCAACAAAACCAGUGACAAAACUCAUAUUCCACAACGACCGCAACCAACACCAGCCGCUCCCGUGUUUUCUUGUAAGGAACAGUAUGACAAACACAAGUCGACAAAGAGUCAAGUGAUUCCACUGAUGUUUAGUUCCCAGAAGAUUCCUGUGUACUGUCACAUGGGAAACUUUGGAUGUGGAGAUGGAGGAUGGACGCUGGCCAUGAAGAUCGCUGGCGACAAGAAAACGUUUCAUUACGAUUCUCCCUUUUGGAGCGACAGAAAAGGCUAUAAUCUUGCAGGAGGAACCAGUGGGUUUGAUUUCCAAGAGACCAAGUUACCGACCUACUGGGAGACACCCUUCUCCAAGAUCUGUCUUGGUAUGAAGAUCGACCAUCAGAUCAAGUUCAUUGUCAUCAACAAACAUGCAAACUCUCUGUACUCACUGAUCGCUGACGGCCAAUACCGCGCCACCUUACUGGGCCGUCACACGUGGAAGAAGUUGAUUGGUUCACAGGCCUCCUUGCAGCACAACUGUAACAAGGAAGGGUUCAAUGCUGUGUGUACUAGAAGUAACAAUGCUAAAGCAAGAAUCGGCAUCCUUGGUAACAACGAAAAUGACUGCAGCAGCUGUGAUUCAAGAAUCGGAUUUGGUACAGGCGGGUAUCCUGAUGACUCCAACACGUGUGGAAACGAGGCACUCCACUCACCAGAUAAUGGAGACAAACACAUCAAAGCCAUGGGAUACAUUUUGGUGCAGUGAGAAGAACUUUUCCUCGUCUUUAAGGCCAUCCAAAGCAAAAAAAGUAUCUCAUGACAAAAAAGCUCGUAAGUCAUCAUAACUGCUUAGUAGCCCUACGAUUUUUGUGAGUAGAUUUUAAAAUAAAAGAUUGUUGUAAAACAAGCAAAAAGUUGGUGGUGGGAAUAAAUGUUUCUGACUUA